GUUGUGCGUGAGAGACCCAUGAGCAAAUUUACACAGCGCACCUUAGGGAGGGUCUUUCCCAGUCGUAUAUAGCAACCAGACGACGCCGUACACCGCCGUUGCCCGGUGCUCGCGAUCCCAUUGGCACGGUCGGACUACGUACGGCGCCAAAGAAAUUCAACGUAAAUCGCGCCGUGGACUAAAUAAAAAAAAACACAACUACCACGCGCCGUCUCAAAGCGGAGAGAGGUGAACUCGCGUCAAACACUCGCCCGACCCGCGUCCUGGGGAAUUUGCGUUGCGGUCCGGCCUCUUUGGUGAUCCAUCCCAUCCCAUAAACGUCCGUCAGCACCUCGGUGAGCAAGUCAGAGACAGCGAUGGCGUCACCAAACCCACAGCCCAACCACGGAGACCCCUCCAAUUCCAGCGCCCCCUACCCAACGCACGUGCAUCACAUGGAGCAGCCACCCUCGUACCCGGGCCACGCGUGGGGAGGGCCCAACCCAGCCAUGGCGCACCCGCCGGGCGCUGCGGCACCACCACCUCCAGCAGGAUGGGGUGGUGGUGGUGCGCCGACGACGAUGACGUACCCGAUGCAGACGUUCGUGACCCAGCCGCAGGCGUUCACGCAAGUGCCCGUGAUGGUGCAGCAGCAGCAGCAGCCGCUUCGCUCGCCAGACCCCGUGCGCAUCACCUGUCCGUACUGUCACGACGAGGUGACCACCAAGACGAAGAGGCGCGCCGGUUCCUACGCCUGGUCCGCCGUGGGCAUCAUUUUUCUGACCGGCUGGUUUUUUAUUCUGCCGUGGCUUUUUUGCUGGAUCCCGCUGUGCAUCCCCUCCUUCCAAGAUGUUCACCACAAGUGUCCCAAAUGCAAGAAGCACCUCUACACCCACUCGCCUAUGUGAUCGCGGCGGCCGCCUUCACGCGAGCCCACGGAUUCAAGUCGGCCGAGUGUUGUGGGGAGCAAGGAGAGCCUUCUCUACCGCCCCCCACCCACCCCACAACCGCCCCGUAAAAUUUCAAUUUAAAUCUUUCGUGACUGAAGGGAUUCAUCUUCUUGGUUCUUUCGGUGAAGUCACGUAGAAGGGAAAUAAUAAAAUAAUACAAGUAAUUUUUUAAAAUCAUGUUUUCUUAUUCUUAUUUUCUUAUUUCCCUUCUACGUGACUUUACCGAAAGAACCAAGAAGAACCGCCCCGUACUUAAUUCGUGUUUUUGAUGAUUUACCUUCGAAGAAAGAUCUGGCCAUGUCUCGCACCCCCAGAGAGGGCGUCCCCAGGGGGUGCGCAACACCCCAGCUUAAGAACCACUGGAUUAGAUCGUGUUCACUACACUCACAGAUCGCGUGUUAUCACGACACACGGACAGAAUUAAACGUGCCUUGUGCUCCCA
This is a messenger RNA of Lethenteron reissneri (Far Eastern brook lamprey), 1371 nucleotides long. Its product is annotated as lipopolysaccharide-induced tumor necrosis factor-alpha factor homolog. Gene Ontology annotation, molecular function: zinc ion binding. The record is from RefSeq and is a predicted model, not a curated record. NCBI's taxonomy places the organism in Eukaryota, Metazoa, Chordata, Hyperoartia, Petromyzontiformes, Petromyzontidae. Gene Ontology annotation, cellular component: cytoplasmic side of late endosome membrane; cytoplasmic side of lysosomal membrane; nucleus.